Molecule: messenger RNA, 4750 nt
Organism: Hemiscyllium ocellatum (epaulette shark)
Lineage: Eukaryota; Metazoa; Chordata; Chondrichthyes; Orectolobiformes; Hemiscylliidae
Gene: grna
Product: granulin a
Exons: 16
Coding region: 101-2713 (870 amino acids)
Cellular component (GO): extracellular region
Source: RefSeq, a predicted model, not a curated record
UUCGCCGACACCGGCUGCAGACCAUGUGACACGUGAUCGGCCCAAUCGGAAGAGCGGGCGGGUCCCGGGAGAACACGGCGGAGCUGCGGCGGUUAAGGCCAUGAUCCGACAGUUUGUUCUCCUGUGUCUGGCCACUGGCCUGGCCUCAGCUGUCUGUCCAGAUGGAUCUACCUGCCCAUACGGAACAACCUGUUGUAAGAAGCCGAAUGGUGGUUAUACCUGUUGUUCUCUCCAUCAGUGGAAAGAAGCAAAAGCCACCCCACUUGUUCAGGCGGGAACACCGAAUGCAGUGACUGAAAAUAUCUGUCUGGAUAAUAUUGAAUGUCCCCCUGAAUACACUUGUAUGCCCACGUCAAAAGGCUUUUAUGGCUGCUGCCCAUUCACUGAGGCAACUAUUUGCAAGGAUUGGGAGCAUUGUUGCCCAAAGGGAUAUGAAUGUGACCUGAUUGAAGCCAAAUGCAAAAGAACUGGAGCAACGGAAGACAAGUUGCCAUUGAUUUCUGCAGUAGACAACUUGCGAACUGGUGAUAGUGAGCUCUGUGGCAAUAUGACCUGUUCUGGGGGAUACACCUGUUGCAGCUCGAAGAACUUUGGCUGGGGUUGCUGUCCUAUAAAAGAUGCAGUAUGCUGUGAUGACCACUACUGCUGUCCAAAAGAUUUCAAAUGUGAUAAAGCAAAAAAAACCUGCAUCAAACCUGUUGAUGAGAAUGAAAAAGCAAUUAUUUGCCCAGAUGGAGGGUCCGAGUGUCCUGAUGGCUCAACAUGUUGCAUACUUCCAAACCAGCAGUGGGGGUGCUGCCCCUUAGAAAAGGCUGUGUGCUGUGAGGAUCGUUUGCACUGCUGCCCUUCUGAAACGAGAUGUGAUCUGAAACAGUCCAAGUGUGUGUCUCGAUUUGGUAUGACGGAAAUGUGGAAAAAGUUUCCGGCUUUCAGGAGAUUUACAAUGAAGGAUACUAAAGUUCAAUAUGUGUGGUGCAACGAAACAGUGUUCUGCCCUGAUAAUAAUACUUGCUGUAAGCUAGCUUCAGGAGACUUUGGAUGCUGUCCUGCACCAAAGGCAGUUUGCUGCGAAGACCACGUACAUUGUUGUCCUCAUGGCUUCAAAUGUGAUUUGGAAGGACACUGCUACCAGAGGGGCAUCUCUAUCCCCUGGAUGACCAAGACUCCAGCUAUUGUGCAAGUUACAGUGAGGGAUGUCAAGUGUGAUGAAACCAAGAGCUGUCCUGACAAUCAGACAUGCUGCAAGGGCCUUUCAGGAGAUUGGGCAUGCUGCCCCAUUCCACAGGCAAUUUGCUGUGAAGAUCAUAUACACUGUUGUCCCAAUGGCUACACAUGUGAUGUUCAGGAAGGAUUAUGUAAGAAGAAGGAUUCUUUCAUUCCCAUGGUCCUGAAGUUGACAAGCAGUAUGGAAAAAAUGAAGACAGUUUGCUGCAAAGACCACAUACAAAGACCAGAUUGUUGUCCUAAGGGCUUCAAAUGCAAUCCUGAUACUGGAGAUUGCUAUAAGAUGGGCAUCUCUAUCCCCUGGAUGACCAAGACUCCAGCUAUUGUGCAGGGUACAAUGAGGGAUGUCCAGUGUGAUGAAACCACAAGCUGUCCUGACAAUCAAACAUGCUGCAAGAGAUCUUCAGGAGAUUGGGCAUGCUGUCCCAUUCCCCAGGCAGUUUGUUGUGAAGAUCAUAUACACUGUUGUCCCAGUGGCUACACAUGUGAUGUUCAGAAAGGAAUAUGUGAGAUGAAGGAUUCUUCCAUUCCCAUGGUCCUAAAGCUUACAAACAGUAUGGAAAAAAUGAAGGACGAGAUCUGUGAUGAUGGUACAAAAUGCCCAUCAGGGAGCACUUGCUGCAAAAAUAAUGCUGGCGGCUGGAGCUGUUGCCCUUUAUCUCAGGCAGUUUGUUGUGACGAUCAUGUUCAUUGUUGUCCCAAUGGCUACAUAUGCGAUGUUCAGGCUGGAGUCUGUCACAAGGGCAAUAUUUUCAUUCCCUUGGUCCCAAAGAUACCAAAUGUUGUGAAAGGUGGAGCAGCUGAUGUUCAGUGUGAUGACAAAGUUACAUGUGAAACAGGCACCACCUGCUGUCGAAAUCCCUUAGGAGGUUGGUCCUGCUGCCCCUAUCAACAGGCAGUUUGCUGUGACGACAAACUACACUGCUGUCCUAAUGGCUAUAUUUGUGAUGUUGAGCAUGGACAGUGUCUGGGGCAUGCUGUAUCUAUCCCUUGGACCACCAAUGAAGCAGCUACCAUGAAAUUUCUGGAGAAGAGUGAAGCAUUUGGUACCAAAUGUGAUGACACUAUGACCUGUCCAACAGGCAAUACCUGCUGUAAACAGCGCUCAGGAGCCUGGGGUUGCUGCCCUCUGACUCUGGCAGUGUGCUGCGAGGAUCAUGAGCACUGCUGUCCACAUGGCUACACCUGUAAUGUGAAGGCUGGAACUUGUGAAAAGCAAAGCCUUUCUGUACCUUGGGAGGCCAAACGUUCGCCCCUCUCUGAUAAAAAAUGUGACGACACAUUCCACUGCCAAUCUCCAGCCACGUGCUGUAAAAUUUCUUCAGGGGGCUGGGCGUGCUGUCCAUACGAACAAGCUACCUGCUGUGAAGAUAAGCUGCAUUGCUGCCCAAAAGGCUACGCCUGUAAAGAAAAAGCAUGUGUACUGCGGCCUCAGCUGAGAUGGGACCUGUUUUUUCCAAAGAAGAAAAAAGCCUUCAGUACCCUGUGACGUGCUUGUGCCUUUAACCUAAUUGAGUUGUGUAAUGCACCAAAGCAAAAUGCUACAGUGUGAAAUCUUGGGAAUUGUACGAAAGGAAAUUCUGAGUUACUUUUGUAUGUCAAGUCCUCUAAAUCAAGUCUAAAGCAAAUUCUCAAAAUAGCAAAGAAAUGUCUUGAGGCAAAAAAAGUCAGGAUUUUUAAAGUCCUUUGAAUAUUUUUCUUGAAAGAUUUUAAUUUUUACUAUAAGAUAGUUUUUUGGGAACUGCUUCUGUAAACUGUAUUGAUUCUGUUUUUAUGCAUUACAUGGAUGUUGAAGGUAAAAUUGCACCAAAUUGUAACCCAACUGCUUCAUUCUCUUCUAAAUUGGGAACUUGGAGGUUAAUUAGCCAUCUCAUUGUGAAGAAGUGAAACAAGCAAAGACCCCACUUGAUCAAUUUGUAACCCAAUUGGAGAUUGGUUUUAUUCAAACAUACUUAGUCAUCAAUUUGAAUAUCUUUUAUUUGUAAAACAUUGAGAUUAGUCUGUAACUCCAUUGUGAGACUUUUAUUCAAUGUGCACUGAGUAUGUUUCUCAGGGUAUUAAUUACACUUAAAUGUUAAAUUCAAUAGGAGCAUUGAAGCAUUUGAAAAUUAAAGUGAACCCAGCCAUGGUGAACCCAGUACACCCACUGGUUUGGGAGAGGAGAGGAAACAGUUGUUUUUUUUCUCAACUUGGUUCCCUGGGUUAUUGGACACUCCCUGUCGGAUAGACCUGAUAGGCCUUGGUUUUCUACGCACUCCCAAAGCAUUUUCCUUUAUCUGUGGAUGUGGCUGUUGAACUUGUAUGUACACACAUACAGCUGCCACUAACUAGAUGUGUCAUUAAAUGAAUCAUAAAGUGAUCUGAUCUCUUUCCUGGCACAUCUGAGUAGCACUUCUCUAAACUAAACUCCAAACCAACCUCAAAACAGUAAUAUUUUCUUAGCAAAAUAAGGCAACAAGUAAAUUUUAGAAUCACCCUUAAAAUAUGAUCUUUUGAGAUAGUACUUAAAACAUCUUAAAUCGUUAAAUAAUUUAAAAAAUGAAUUGAUUUCAGAAAAUUACUAACAUGCUUAACUAUUUUCUUUAGUGUCUAUUAAAUGGUAAAAUAACCUCUGACAUUUUCCUAACUACUUUCAUUAGGAUUUGUAGAUUCUUUCAGGUGCAUCAAUUCUAGUGCAUCCAUUCUUUUGUUGGUUUUACUGGACUGUUAUCUCAGUCCAAUUUUUAAAAAAAUAUUUGGGAGGCAAAAGAUUUGCCAAGUUUUUUUUUAAAAGGGUGUUAGUUGCUUGCAGGAUUAACAGAAGACAGCUUCAAUGAGGUGACGGUAGUCAUAGUGAUGAUUAAAAUAGACAAGCAGUCUGCAAGCUGUCUUUUCAAACUUCUUGUUUUGUUCUCUGGAAGGCUAUCUGAAAUUGUGCAGUAUGUUACAUUCAUUUGUAAUAAAUUGAUUUGUUUGUAAUUUACUAUUAUCAUGAAUGUACGGAUUCAAACGUCUAGUCUUGCACAAUCUGGGUGAGGUCAUACUGUACUGCUGAACCAGUUAUGGAAUAACUUUAUUUUAUCAUUAAUUUUUGAUUAUUCUUUCUGAACUUUCCUGAUGGAACUUGUGUGGAAUGAGAGAGGGGAUUUCUUGAGCAAAUAUUUGAACAGUUUGUCUCGAGUAUUAUCAAAAAUUGAUUUCUCACUAUGGUAUAAAUUUCUGUGGUAGCUUAUGCAUUUAUAUAAUCGACUUAAGAAAACUGGUUCUGUUUUGAAAUUCUUUGCAUCAACUGCACAUCUUAUGCACACCAUCGUUCCAGACUGGAUUACCAAUGAAAACCAUUUCACUGUGUCAUCCUUUCAUUGAUCAAAUUGCAAUGGUUGAAAGUUUCAUUUUCUCAUUGAAUGAUUGAAAGGAUAGCACUGCAAUAUUGCUUUGACAUCACUUGAAAGGGAAUUCUUGCAGCUAAUGAUGUAAAUCAAAUUGCGCAAUUAUCUUUUUGAAUGUUUGCUAUAAAUAAAAGAAAUUGAAAUAUUGUUUAAACAAA